Messenger RNA from Polychytrium aggregatum, 2349 nucleotides. RefSeq names its product plasma-membrane choline transporter-domain-containing protein. Gene Ontology annotation, biological process: transmembrane transport. Gene Ontology annotation, molecular function: transmembrane transporter activity. Gene Ontology annotation, cellular component: membrane. The record is from RefSeq and is a predicted model, not a curated record. NCBI's taxonomy places the organism in Eukaryota, Fungi, Chytridiomycota, Chytridiomycetes, Polychytriales. The transcript is spliced from 3 exons. Bases 200 to 2221 code for a protein of 673 amino acids.
GAUCCAGGCGGGAGUUUUGGCCCUGGCCGAGCCAAUCGGGCUUGGCUUGGCUUGGCAUCGAUCUUCUGCUGCGAUUCAAUCAUGUGUUCGAAAGCCCCGUGCUCUCAGAGGCCCCUCAGCCAGGACCAUUCCCACCUCCUCUCCUUUCGCCUUUCGACGCAUCGAAGCGACUGUCCUCCGCCUCUGUCUCGCCUUGGCCAUGAAACAAAACUACGAGCACAUCAUUGAGACGCCGCAGCAGUCUCUGGCAUCGAUCGGAGCAUCGACUGGCGUAUCAACCAACGCGCUCGUCUCAUCGCGGUCGCUGUUAGCAUCGGCACCGCCGCGACCUCCUGCUGUCGAGUUCAUCGAGAAGAAGCGGCGGUGCCACGAUGUCUUCUUCCUGCUCCUCUACCUGGUCUUUUGGAUCGGGCUCGUGUGGCUCACGACCAUCAGCAUCCGAAACGGGAAUCCGGCGCAGCUGCUCAUUCCCACGGACUACCUCGGCCAGAGCUGCGGCGUCAACAACACUGCUCAAAACGCCAGCAAGGCCGAUUUCACACACUAUCCGUAUGCGUACUUUCUCGAUCCGCUCGAUAUCCUCAACUUCCCACAGAUCUGCGUCAAGACCUGCCCGGACCAGGACGUGCUCGCCAACCUGUCGAAUGCCAUCUGCGUCUACGGAUACCCUCGGCCAACGACACAAAACGAGCUCUCCUUUGCAAUCCAGCAGCGCUUGUGCGCGCCGUAUAUCUAUGCAGGCGAGCCUCUGCUUGGGCGAUGCGUCCCGAGCCAGCCCAUCCCCAGCCAGGUGCUGCAGAGCGCCAGCCAAAACAUCACCGUGGGCAGCACAGUCGUCGACUUUGACGUCGGCAAGCUCCUGGCCCAGGGCAAAACCCUGCUGGCGCAGGUCAUGGCGGACGUGUCGCAGACCUGGUCCUGGCUGGUCGGCGGCGUCUUUAUCGCCGUGCUGGUGUCGGGGCUCUGGCUCGUGGGCAUGCGUUGGUUUGCGGGCCCGUUCGUGUGGCUCUCGGUCGUGAUCAGCAACCUGGCCGUCGCCUCGGGUGCCGUUGUGCUGGCCGUUUCCGUCAAGAUGAAGAACGAUGAUGCCGUCGCAGAGGAUCCCACGCUCUCGGGGCUCGAUCCCAGUCUCCGAGGCCUCCUCGCAGCCACAAUCGUUGUGGCCAUCAUUGCCCUUAUCCUCAUGGCCAUUUCGCUGGCCCUGCGCAAAGAGAUAUCCUUGGCGAUCGAAGUCAUCAAGGAGGCGGCGCUGGCAAUCCAGCGAAUGCCGUCGCUUGUCGUGUUCCCGUUCAUGACCUGGGCUAUUGGGAUAGCGCUGAUUGCACACUGCCUCAUCGUGUUUGCGUAUCUGGCCUCGCUCGGCAGCACCUUCAAGAUCACCGACUUUGGCCUCAGCCUCCAGAACCCAAGUCUCCCGUUUUACCUCGAGAUCUACCACUUUUUCGGCUUCCUCUGGAACUGGGCCUUUCUCAGCGGCUUCCACAUGGUCUCGCUGGCGGGUGCCUUUGGCGAGUACUACUGGGCCCGAAACAAGUCUAACCUCCGGUACCCGCUCGCUGCCUCCGUCGGGCGAGCGCUGCGGUACCACCUGGGCAGCAUCGCAAUCGGAUCACUGCAGAUUGCCGUGAUCCAGGUCCUCAGCUUGAUCAUGUUCUUUCUCCACAAACGAGCGACCGAGUCGCGAUUCCCGGUAACCAACUUUUGCAUGGCGUGCCUCGACUCGUUCCUCAAGACGAUCCGGCGCAUCCUGCAGUACAUCGACAAGAAGGUGUACAUCCACAUUGCCACGAAGGGCAAAUCGUUCUGCCGGUCGACCGACUCGGUUCUGGGGCUGCUCGUGCGCAACGCCAGCCACACUGUCCCCGUCGGCUUCGUGACAGAGUUCAUGCUGCUGCUCGGGGCCAUCAACGUCACGUUCAUCAGCGGGCUGAUUGCCUGGGGACUGCUCUCGUGGCAGGCCGACAAUGUCCAUGUGGUCAGCAUCUUGACGCCGACGGUGCUGAUCGGACUGGAGGCCCUGAUGAUAUCGUAUCUGUUCCUGUCGGUCUAUCACAUGGGCAUCGACACGCUGUUCCUUUGCUUUCUGGAGGACUUUGAGGUCAACGACGGGUCCGAGGCACGGCCGUAUUCCAUGUCGAAACGCCUGAUGCGCAUUGGCCACGUCGUCCAGAGGCCGAGCAAGGAGGAGGAGGCGGCGUGCAGAUCGCAGAGCCGGCUCUAGCGAGCAGCAUGCGGCUGGAUGGCUUGCCGUCUGGGAUCGAUCAUGAACAUGGUCUGUUGCGUCACUUGGUAUGCUACUUGGUGCGUCACUUGGUAUGCUACUUGGUGCGUCACUUGGUAUGCUACUUG